ACAGUCUGAGAAGAGGUUCAUUGUCAUGGACUACUGUCGCAUGUCUUUGAUUGUCGCUGAAAAUGAGCAGCUAGCAAAUCUUUACACAGAAUCUUUGAAAGACUUGGCUGAUCAGCUUGACUUCCGUACCAAAUGCCUCAAUUUGAAAGAGGAACUGGAAAGAACUAGUCAUGCGCUCGUCUACAAAGAAGAUGGACAUUGGAAUGAUAUGGAAUUGCUUAAGCAAGACUACGAAGAAAAGAUUGGAAAUUUAGAAGCUAAAGUUAAGGCAUCUCUCCGUGAGAAAGCAACAUAUGAAGCAACUGUUAGCCAACUCGACCAAGAUCUAGCAGCGCACAAAAAUAGUGUACAAAUUUUAACUAGCAGGCUGGAUGAGCUCCAUUUUGAGGUCGAAUCAAAAUAUAGUGUUGAGAUUCAAGAUUUGAAAGAAUGCCUUCUGAUGGAGCAGGAAGAGAAAAAUGAGUUGAACAAAAAGAUCCAACAUUUGGAAAAGGAAUUGCUGAUUUGUAAAACAAAGAUGGUCGACCAGCAGCAGGAUAUGACCUCAAAUUGGCAUGUGGAAACUCUUAAACAGAAAAUAAUGAAGCUGAGGAAGGAGAACGAGGUCCUCAGAAGGAAGCUCUCUAAUUCAGGAGAGGGCUAGGGCCUAGGGAAUGGCAUCGAACUGAAAUAUAACGAGCUUAAGCCACUUCACUGGAGAAAAUUAAAUGAGUUCCACUACCACAACUUCAACUUCGUAGUGUGAAUGAUGCCAACUGUAUCUAAAAUUAGUGUGCUAAUCGACUUUCCAUGCUAUGAAAGCAAGUAGCGUAGAGGAAAAAUUGACUUCACCAAGCACUUGUUUAAUUUGAUUGAGAAUAUAACACCUCUUUGGAAUUGACUGAGAAUACCUGAUUUACUGCAGG
This is a messenger RNA of Neltuma alba, 905 nucleotides long. RefSeq names its product protein At-4/1. The coding region runs from base 26 to 643 and encodes 205 amino acids. The record is from RefSeq and is a predicted model, not a curated record. The transcript has 7 exons. Lineage: Eukaryota; Viridiplantae; Streptophyta; Magnoliopsida; Fabales; Fabaceae.